Molecule: messenger RNA, 2994 nt
Organism: Seminavis robusta
Lineage: Eukaryota; Bacillariophyta; Bacillariophyceae; Naviculales; Naviculaceae
Source: the annotation of a GenBank genome assembly
GCAAGUCGAAAUUCUAUUUUUACAUUUUUACUCUAGCUUUAUUCAUUUUUCUCCUGCCGCCACGUUCGUAUGCUGACGCAGAUGUUAUUUAAAGCUGGCCACAGGGAAAGAAUGUGAGAACCCAGCUGAAAAUCGUGCUGAUGGCGAUUUUGUCCUGACAGCGCAGAUUCUUGUGUGGCUUUUGUACCAGCCGGUCGAUCGUCAGUGCUGAUGCAGAGAACGUCUCCGGCACUGCCAUUCGAAGAUCGCGAAACCCCUGGGUCCUCCUUGUUGGUGUUGAAAUAACCAGCCAAAGGCCCUCCGAAAAGAAGCCUUCAGCACCUCACUUCAGCAACCUCUUUGAGGGCUGCUGCUACCCCAACAUCAUAACAACAACAACAACAACACCAAUCAACACGAACACCAGACUGUACCAUGCCGUCUGCCCUAGAGCCGUCUGCCCUAGUAGAGGCGGCAUGUCCUCAACAGCCGCACCUCAUUGUCGAUACCGACGAUGAGAUUGAUAUGACGACUGAGCUUCCUCCCGUAGAAGGUCUAGUAAGACCUGUGGCGAUGAAAGUUCAAGCUCACGUAGCGAGACCCGUCGCGAUGAAAGUCGCUCGACCGAUUCCGCAAAGAGCCACUGAACAGUUCUACGAUGAAGCUUAUCGUCAAGGCAUCCCUGCGUACGCAGUUAACGCGGCGAUUAUGGACUCUCAUGACUGGCAUCGAAAGUGGACCCAACAAGACGAGGUGGGCCACACGAUGCCGCAUGAUCAUGAGAGGUCUCUCGCCGCCGGAGCUCUUCCGCAACAAUAUGCCUAUCAACCAGCAGCUACCGCAACACCUCCUGUCCCUGACAUGGUUCUAGACCGACUAGCAGGUGCUCGCAAUCCUUCUCCGGAGUGGGAAGCGUCUCCGCAGCAACAGUCCGAGCGCAAGCGCGGACGUUGGGAAGAAGAGGAACCACAACAACCAGUAGUGCACAUGCCCAUUGUACAAAGGCCCAUCGCACGACCGGUUGCCACUGUUCCUCUUCCUCAAGACCCUUCCGCUCCUGUUCCUCCGUUACUCCAAAUCCUUUGGGAUAACGAGAACUCUGAUCGAUCGAGCCCUUCUGACCUGAAGAACGAGUCCCCCGACAGCAGUGAUGAACACGAGGACGACGGCUAUAUCGUUGCCCCCGCUGCAAAGCGUCCUGUUCCCAUUCGACCAGCUGCUCCGACGCUGGACGAAGACGACGACGACGUUUACGGCGGAGGCCACCUAAACCCACCACCCAACAUGCUUGUCAGACCCGUGGCGCUCCGCGUCCCAAGACCAGUGAUUGCUCAAUUGCCCUCAUCGGCCAACAUGGAGAUUCCCAAGUACAUCAACGCGGAUGAACACUCCUGUUCCAAGAUGUCGACGAUUACUAACAGCAGUGGUCUCAGUGGCGGAAAGUCGACCGAGUCUCUCGGAUAUGACUUUCGCACGGAUGCCCCACAGGUCCAAGCGGUGAUGGUGGAUGACGAACAAGACGCAGACGGCGGCAAGAUGAGUGGUUCACUCGAAGAGUCCCUUGUCAAGAGACGAGAUGCCUUGCUUCAGGCACUGGCCAUCUCCGGAGGCGAUGCUCAAGCGGAAUCUUUCACAGAGACCAUUGACCCUCUUGCCGAAGUCUUUGAGGAGCAAGACGUCGAUACUCGUCGGGUGACCAACAGUGCUAGUGACAAGACUGUACAAGGAACCUGGUUGACUCUCACCAAGCCUACCUUUUUUGGUAAUCUUGGCGAGAACGAUGCCGGAGACCCCAUGUACACUUUGGGUCGUAUGACCUUCGAUAUGUUCUCUCCCACCAACCUCGUCUGCAGUCUCCAAGGUAACUUUAACUCCAUUGAGAUUGUCGGCGACGAACAACGUGGAUCCAUGCUGGAAGCCGGAUUGGUUCCCAAGGGUCUGCGUGAAGAGGUGGAGAACAGAGAAGUUGCUCUACGCACCUACAAUGUCAUCACUGCUUUCACCAUCGAGCCUAGUCUUGCCGCGUUCCCAGAAGCCCCCAACAAGGACGUUCGCCGUCCUAUUCGGGGAAUCAUGACGACCUACGGAUACACUCUUCCCGACCCAGAAGUCCCCAACCGCCACUCCAUCUGGAUCACUGGCGGACGGAUCGAGCCCAACGACGAUCCCUCGGACAUUGUGGAAUGGAAGAGACUCUUCAGCCUCCACCCUCCUAAGCACGGCUUUGGUGAACAAGCCAAGCUGCUGGCCGUCAAGCUUCUUAUGGGAGCCACUAUCCCCAAGGAAAUGCACGAAGAUGGUAGCAUGGAAUACAGCUUCACCCGCCCUCUGGGCGGACAUGGAGUUGCCUACGUGGAUGUCCUCUAUUUGGACGACACGUUGCGUGUAGUCCGCGGUCACCGCGGUACCUUCUUUAUCUUUUCACGAAUGCAAAACGAAGACGCCCUGUGAAUAUAAAACCCCUUCCUUUUUAGUGGCGGAUCGAUCGGAACCAGAGCAAGCAAAGGAUGACUUGCUCCGAAACUACCGUGCCCGCCACACGCAUCGCCUGUAUAUACCCACACACGCACUUUCUACGAAGACGAACACGGAGAAUUGAUUUUCUCUGCACACUUGCAUACUUUUCCUUUUCCCGACCAACCGAGCAGAGACGAGGAUGCCCUGCCUCGCUCCUGUACCUACCUGUAUUUAGAAACCCAGCACGCGCCCCAAGACGGUCCUGCCUCAAGCCAGCCACAGCUUCAUUAUGUACAUAUCCAUUCGACCCCACAAUGGCUUUUGUGCACGGACCAGGCAAACAGUACAAAUCACACCACGGAUCAUGUCAGCCUCAUGUUUAUAUUUUAUUUCGAGGAAUCGGGGCCUCUGGCGACUUGUUUAAUUUUGUUUCCAGCCACGAGCGCUCGUUUCGGUAGACAUGAACUGUGGUGCUUUGAUUUUUCACACAAGACGAAAGAUGAGACAGAUGAUGACGAGAACAAGAUCAUAGUUAAAUUAUAGUGAAUAUUUGCACAC